Molecule: messenger RNA, 5588 nt
Organism: Helianthus annuus (common sunflower)
Lineage: Eukaryota; Viridiplantae; Streptophyta; Magnoliopsida; Asterales; Asteraceae
Exons: 35
Coding region: 87-5279 (1730 amino acids)
Biological process (GO): tRNA methylation
Molecular function (GO): tRNA (guanine) methyltransferase activity; RNA binding
Source: RefSeq, a predicted model, not a curated record
AGGUAAACCCUGGAAUAGCAGGCAGCCGUUUCCAACCAUUCGUAAGUUCUUCCCCGGCGGCGAGAUCAAUCGAAAAGGUACACAAGAUGAGCGAUUACAGAAGCUCCCUCAUGUCCAGUUUCCGGCGAAUCCCUCCGUCUGCCAUUCCGGCGACCUUAGAUUGCAUCUUAGCUUCAAAUACUUCCCCUCCCUCUUCCCUCUUCUCUCUGCUCCUCGACGCAUUUCCAACUCUCUCACAGGAACUUACAAUUACAAUUGGCGGCUUCAGUGAUGAGCAAUGCAAUCUCAUUGCAUCUUAUGUAGGUGCACUCUCUCACCUUUUGAAGAAACCAGGGCUUGACGUUGAAGCCUUACAGAAUUUUGUUUCGAGGGUCUUUAUUCCAUUGACCCAGAAGAAUUAUGAUCGUCUCAUAGUUGAUAAGGCCAUAGCUUCUUUUUUGGAUGUUGUUAUGGAAACAAAUGCUUGGGGGGUUGUAGAAGAAACAGUGGUUCCCUAUUUUAUGAAGUCGGUUGGUUUGACUAUGGGAGGAACACUUGAAAAUGAACAAGCUUCUGAAGACUCUGCAUUGACCACAUCUGACUCGUUUUCUUUGUUUAUGGCAUGUCAUAUAUUAGCAUCUAUUUUAGAUGCUUCUGUAAAAGGUAAUCAUGCCUCAGAAAGUACAAAUGGAUGCGAUUUGCAUACAUUUACAGGAAACUUGGUUUGGGAUAUUUGUAAUGUGACUUUGCAAAUGCUUUCACACAGCCCGGAACAUCGGUCUUGUGCCCUCGCUGUUUUUCUUCCACGAAUUUUUGAAAGCAUUUGCAAUGCAUUAGAGAUCUCAGUCCAUGGGGAGAAACUUAUCUUAUUCAGAACGACUUUCUUUGCUAAAAUUUGGAAAUGCUGCAAGAAUUUGUUUAUAAUGGGGUCUUCAGAGAGAAGAGAUGCAUACUCUAUACUCUCAUUGUAUAUAUCUUAUUCCUCUAAGGGUGAAGUGUGUGAAAAUGAUUCUGUGAGUGGGGAUGUAACAUAUUACUUGAGGGCUGAGAAGGACUUUUGGGAUGAGAUGAAGAAAGGCUUGGUUGACAAAGAACACAUAGUGAGAAAACAAUCAUUAUAUAUAUUGAAGAGCACAGCUAUUACCUGUGAGACAAAGCAAAAAACUAGUGUUUCGGAGACAACAUCAAACUCUCAUGGUUUGACCAAAAGGGAGCGGUGGGCUAACAAGGAAGCCAAAACUCUUGGUAUAGAGAAUUUAUGUGAUUCGAUUGAUUCUGAUUCAACAAGUCAGAGGAAAUGGGGCGCAUUUUUUCUUUUGUAUGAAAUGCUUGAGGAGUAUGGUACUCAUCUUGUUGAGGCUGCAUGGAAUUAUCAGAUGAAUUUGUUGCUUCACACAUCUCAUCCUUGUGAUAAUCCCAUAAAGCCUGUUGAUCCAAUGGAAACAUUAGAAGAUAUGUUUGACUGGUUAGCUGUAUUGUGGCAACGGGGCCUUUGCCAUGAUAAUCCUCAAGUACGGGGUUUAAUCAUGCAGUCAGUUUUCGGGAUAGAGUGGAAGAACCAUGGAAAUUAUGCAAAAUUUGUUCCCAGAAGUUUUGUACUUGGUCCUUUCAUGCAAGGGUUGAAUGAUCCUAUCCACCACAAAGAAUUCGGACUCAAGGGAGUCUACUCUUCAAGGACAAUUGAAGGUGCUAGCAUAUUCAUGCAGCAAUAUACUGCGUGCCUAAGUGAAGGGGAGCAGAUGCCGUUUGUGAGCAAUCUUGCUUCUCUUGUGAAAAAUUACUCUUUUGGCCGAGCCGGGCUGAUGAGUCUUGCUGAAUGUGUGGCGGCUGCUGCUGCUGGCCAGAAUGAAGUGGGACUAUCUGAUGAAGAUUGUACUUACAAUGAUAAGGCGGCAUUACUUGAUGUUUUCAGGUUUAUUAUUGAGAGCAGCAAACAACAUUUUAAUCCUAAUUAUCGCCGUCAAGUGUGUGGAAAGAUUCUGGAUGCUACUGUUUCAGUGAUGUCAUCAUCGGAUGUUCCUUUUGAGACUCUUGUUCACUUUAUUUCAUCUUUCCCACCAGACUUUCUUAAUUAUGGUGGUUUAUUAAGAGAAAAAGUGCAGGAAUGGAUUCGAGGUUAUGAAAGGAAAGCUUUUAAUGGUGUCAAGCUCAUGAAAAAGCUUAAUGAAUUCCCUAUAAGUUUUAUAAAGCAUAAUAAUCACCCAACCAGUGAUAUAGUUAAUUAUGAUGAUGAAGACCUGGAAACGUGGGAGCUUCAAGCAAAAAGAUGGGCACAGACAUUGUUUCUUAUAAUACAAGAAGAACAUCAAUUAGAUUCUCAAUUGCAGUUUAUUCAUACGCAUGGCAAUGACCUCUGCAAGAUGAAUGUUAACGGAGAGUGGUUACCAGUAAAAUAUAUGAUUCUCAUCUUGAGUAUCAUUGAAGAACUCCACGAAAUGAAUAACAGAAAAGUUGUUAACGCAUCCAUUAUCGUUAAAAACUUCACUGAAUCGUUCACCUUCAUAUUGGAGGAACUGGCAUCAUAUACGAAACGAACGUGCUCUGUUUUUUGGUCUGAGGAAUGUGGGGACACAAACCUACCUUCAUCCAUUAAGGGGAGGCUAGGUGGACUUAGUCAACGGCGAUUGCCAUCUUCUAAAACUACUGCUGUAUUACAAGCUAUAAUAUCAGUCAAGACUCUUGCAUCUAUCGCUUUGUAUUGUGCACAAUUUAAAGAAGACAAGUCUUUCUUUUCUGCUCUAGAUGUUCUCUGGCAACUCUCCUGGAAGAUUAUUUCUUGCCCAACAAGUAACUCAGAGACUAAAGCAGAAAUCUACCUAGGAGGAUAUGAAGCAUUACAUUUUAUUUUGAAAUCACUUGUUUUAAUGCCUUCUUCUUCUUCUUCUUCAGCAUUAUCUCUUUUAACUAGACCUUAUAAUAACUCAGAAGUCAAACCACAUAUAGAUUACUUCGUUCAGAUAUUUCUCGGGAACAUUAACAAUCUCAUUGAAGCUGGAUAUUUGACACGUGCACGAAGAGCAAUAUUAAUUGAUUGGAAGUGGAUGUGCCUGGAAUCCCUGUUGUUGGUCCCGCAAAGAGGAGGAGUUUACACCCAGAAUUGUGAUUAUUUCUUUUCAGAUGCCGUGGUCAAAAGGAUAUUCAGUGAUUUAGUUGACAGCCUUGAAAAUGCUGGUGAAGGUUCUGUUUUACCCAUGCUAAGAUCGGUGAGACUGGCACUGGAUUUUUUUGCAGUUUCAUCUUGUGAUGGGAUUGAUGUCCAGAUGAUGUGGCAUUUGGUCCGUUCCUCAUGGUUAUUACACGUCAGCUGUAAUAAACGAAGGGUUGCACCUAUUGCUGCACUUUUAUCUUCAGUUUUACAUGAUUCAGUGUUUUGUGAUAUGGACAUGCAUGAACAUAACAACAUACCUGGACCUUUAAAGUGGUUUGUUGAGAAACUUGUUGAAGAAGGAACAAGAAGUCCACGCACCAUACGUCUUGCAGCAUUGCAUUUAACAGGGCUGUGGCUCUCACAUCCGAGUGCAAUAAAGUACUACAUGAAAGAGUUAAAACUGUUAACUCUUUAUGGCUCUGUUGCUUUUGAUGAGGAUUUCGAAGCCGAAGUGACUGAAAAUCAUGAUGCAAGGACUGAAGUAUCAAUCUUGUCAUCAAGUUCUGACCCAGAGUUAACUGAGGUAUUUAUCAACACGGAACUUUAUGCAAGGGUAUCUGUUGCUGUUAUGUUCAACAAGCUAGCAGAUAUGGCUCAUGCAACAGGCUCAAAAAAUGAAGUUGAGAACAGUCAUGCUUCCCUACAAUCUGGAAAACUGUUCCUGCUUGAGCUCUUACAGUCUGUGGUGUCCGACACUGACCUUGCAAAGGAGUUAUAUAAAAAGUACAGUGCGACUCAUAGGCGGAAAGUUCGUGCUUGGCAAAUGAUUUGUAUAUUGUCUCGAUUUGUUGAUGAAGAUAUAAUAUCCCAAGUUAUGGAUCACUUACAUACUGCCCUUUAUAGAAACAAUAUGCCCGGUGUUCGACAGUACAUGGAAACAUUUGCAAUUCAUGUAUAUUUGAAGUUCCCCUUGCUGGUGGGUGAACAAUUAGUUCCAAUGGUUCGGAAAUAUGAUAUGAGAACUCAGGCUCUGUCAUCGUACGUAUUUAUAGCAGCAAAUGUCAUUUUACAUGCAACUAAAGAUACUCAAUCAAGACAUUUGGAUGAAUUGCUUCCACCUAUUGUUCCCCUGCUGACAUCACAUCACCACAGUUUACGUGGUUUUACUCAGUUAUUAGUAUACCAAGUUCUUUCCAAAUUGUUGCCUAGUAUUAAUUCUUAUGCCAAUGGAACACUUCCCUUGGAGAAAAGGUGUUUUAUGGAGUUAAAAUCUUAUUUAGAAGUGAACUCUGACUGUGCACGGUUGCGCGUAUCAAUGGAAGUUCAUCUCGAUGCUUUUGAUCCAAACAAAUCCAUAACGCCAGCUGGAAUUUUCAGUAACCGAGUUGAUGACAUUGAAUUUGAAUGUGCUCAUGUAUCCCUCUUAGAACGUGUGAUUGACUUUCUAAAUGAUGUGAGAAAGGACCUUAGAUAUUCAAUGGCUCAAGAUGCAGCACAGCUGAAAAGCGAGCAGAUGCAUAUGCAAGAUCCCGAGUCAACCAGCCAACUCAAAGAGGAAACGACUGCAAAAAUGAAAAAUGAUUUGUCUUUGGAUUUCCAGAAAAAAGUUGUCAUCUCCAAACACGAGAAACAAGAUUCACACUUUAAUGACGCUUAUAAUUCACUUUUGGAUGUUGAGAAAGAGGACGUGCUUCUUGAUCAGUCAAUGAGAGCGAGAAAUAUUGCAAUGGGAAAACUUAAAGCAGGUCGACAACAAAUCAUUCUUGUAGCUUCAUUAGUUGAUCGCGUGCCUAACCUUGCCGGAUUGGCACGCACAUGUGAGGUAUUUAAAGCAGCAAGUUUAGUGGUUGACAACGUAAACAUUCUGCACGAUAAGCAAUUUCAACUUAUCAGUGUGACAGCAGAGAAGUGGGUUCCCAUAAUAGAGGUACCUGUAAGCAACGUCAAGGGUUACUUGGAGAAGAAGAAACAAGAGGGCUUCUCUAUCCUGGGCUUGGAGCAAACAGCUAACAGUGUUGCUCUAGACCAAUAUGUUUUCCCCAAAAAGACGGUUUUGGUUGUUGGUAGAGAAAAAGAGGGUAUCCCAGUGGAGUUGAUUCAUAUACUUGAUGGUUGCAUUGAAAUCCCUCAGCUGGGAGUUGUAAGAUCACUCAAUGUUCAUGUCAGUGGCGCCAUAGCGUUAUGGGAGUAUACUCGACAGCAAAGAGCAUGAAACUCUCGACAUAUCCAAUUAUGUCAUCUGGAAAUGAGUUUGUUAUGUUUACGUCCAACUAUUUAUAACGUUUCACAAGAACUAAAAGGAUCUUCCCCUUUCAAACCCAGGUUUGCCUUUGCUAAUGGUUCCACCCCAUUUUACGCUAAUCUUCUACUAACCUUAUGAACCCAAUCCAGCUAAGUGAAUAUACGGAUUUUAUGUAUAAAAUAAUCAUGAUAUUAUUUUUAACUUUUUUAUAUGUGUUGAACUAUUACGGAAUACAGAUGACAUUUUUUCCUAUCAAAAAAUCAAAAGAUUAAAUGAAAA